Medicago truncatula (barrel medic) is the source of this 1166-nucleotide messenger RNA. RefSeq lists its product as uncharacterized. Lineage: Eukaryota; Viridiplantae; Streptophyta; Magnoliopsida; Fabales; Fabaceae. The record is from RefSeq and is a predicted model, not a curated record. Bases 85 to 984 code for a protein of 299 amino acids. The transcript has a single exon.
CACACCAACCACAGACAUAUACCUAUUGAGCUAUAAACCUAUUCCUCCAAUUCACAAAAAAGUUACAACAACAAGAAAAAGAAAAUGGAAGUGUUGGUGCAUAGCCCCAGAGAGAGUCCUAACAUAGAUCAUUUCGAUUUCAAUAGAAUUUCACCUUAUCUAAGUACACCUUCUUCACCAAAACGAUUUGGUGAAGAUUUUUACUUAAGUGCACCCACUAGCCCAUCAAGGUUUUUCUCUCAAUUUGAAGAUGAAGAUGCUGGAUUUGCGUUUUCUGUUCAUAGAGAAUCAGAUUCAUCACCUCGUUCAGCUGAAGAACUUUUCCAUGGUGGUGUAAUCAAGCCUUUAGAAUCUGCUAAAUCUCCUCUUCUAUCUCCAAAUAGAGUCAAAAAAUCUCCAAUAGCAAAAGGUAAAAAAGCUAUAAUGGAAGCUUUUUCACCUAAAAAUAAGAAAGAUUCAUCUCUUGGUAAUGGAGAAAGAAGAGGUAGAGAUAGAACACCAGCUUCUGAAUUUUCUUCAUCAAAUUCUGGUCGUAGAGUUACACGUUCACAUUCUCCAUAUAGAACAUCACAAUACACAUGGGUUGAAGAACAACAACAGCAUAAACAAUCACAGAUUAAUAAAGAGGAUUCUGUUGAAUCUGUUCAAACCGUUUCUUCGUCCAAGAGUUCAAGAAUAUGGAGAUUGAGAGAUUUUUUGUUGUUUCGUAGUGCAUCAGAAGGAAGAGGAACAAGCAAAGAUCCAUUCAGAAAAUUCCCUGUUUCAUACAACAAGAAAUUAUCUGAAGAAGGAAAAGGUUCAUCAUCACCGUUUAGAUCUUCUGAGAUUCCAAGGCCUAGAAGAAAGGAUUCUGGUGUUUCUGCACAUGAAUUGCAUUAUGCUAGGAAAAAAGCAGAGUCUGAAGAUUUGAAGAAGAGAACUUUCUUGCCUUAUAAACAAGGGAUUUUGGGUAGGUUAGCUGGGUUAGGAUCAAAUACAAGAUGAAUGUCAUGCAUUUUUUUUCUUCAUUCAUUCAACCUCUCAAACAAUUUUCUUUUCAUCAAAAAUGUAUUCUUUUGUUGAAAUUUUAAUAUACCAUUAAUUGUUAUUAUUGAUAUGAAAACGUUCAAUUAUAAAGACUAAUCUUUAAGUCGAUAAGACACGACAAAGUUCUAUUAUUGUGUAUA